CUUACUUGGAACACAAGAAGGUCAGGUUACCACAUACAUGAAGGGCAGUAACCACAACUAGCACAAACUGUACCUCUAUUUAAGACACACUUACUUUUGGCACAUCCUCCCACAACUUUCUGUUUAUCCAACACAUUUUCUUCAUUUCUUCAGAAGUCGCACAAACUAUGUGAAGAAACUGAAAAAAUGCUGACCGUUGGAUUCAUUUUACUCCUUUGUCCAGUUCGUAAGUUCUUAUUAUUUCACAAUUAUCAUGUUAUAUCAUACGAUGUAUUUGACGAGUUGCUUGUUUUGUGUGUGUGUGUGUUUUUCAGAUCUUGUCAAAACACAAACAGAUUUUCAGUCUAAUGACAGUCUGGUUUUUGUUAACGAAGGAGACAGUGUGAACAUUACUUGUCAUUACCAAAGUGAAAUGGCCAUGCACUUCUCAUGGUACAAACACAAACUUGGUCAGAAGCCUAAACUCAUUUCCAAUUUCUACAAAUAUGACCAGAAGGCCACAUUCCAUCAUGAAUUCAAGGGGAAUGCUCGUUUUAACAUGGUGAACAAGAAAGGCGUAACUCAUCUGGAAAUAAAAGAGAUACAGCUCUCUGACUCGGCUACAUAUUACUGUGGAAGUGCUCAUUCCAACAUAGUGGAGUUUGGGGAAGGAACCCAGCUGCUAGUACAAGGUAACAAUGCUUUACAGAUGCAUAGUUUUUCUGUGAUCCAGCGACCUGUGCUAGAACUGUCUAAUCCCGGAGCAUCCGUGACUCUGCACUGUACUGUCACUGCUAAUCGCUGUGCUGGGAAGCAAAGUGUCUACUGGUUCAGACAUAACUCUGGAGAAUCUCAGCCAGGUUUCAUCUACACUCAUGAAGACAGCAAUGAUUUCUGUAAGAAGAAAGGAACUGGUGCUAAUUCUCCUACACAGACAUGUGUUUACAGUCUGCCCAAGAUGAACCUCAGUCCCUCUGAUGCUGGAACGUAUUACUGUGCUGUAGCUGCGUGUGGAGAGAUCCUGUUUGGAAAUGGAACUAAGCUGGAUAUAAACAAAACAGAUCAGAGCUGCUCUGAACAUAUUCACACCUUGGUUCUAUUUUCUAUCAUAAGAUCUUCUGUUCUUGUGUGUUGUUCUGUUGUGAUUAUGAUAUACAUUUAUAGAGCCAAAAAAGCAGCAUCUUCCUACAGAAAGACUUGGAAGAAAAAAACGUACUUGCCCAAAUAAAAAAAAAAAAGCGAGUAGCUUAAUAGUAAUAGUAAUAGUGAUUCAUUUCUCAGUGGAUUGUUCAAACUAAGAAACUGUAAAGCACUAAAUUAAUUUAUAAAUUAAUUGAAUGUCCAAAUCAAUGUUCAUGUCAAUUUGCUCUUGUUAAUACAAUGUCAACAAUAUUGAUUACAAUAAAAAAAAAAAAAAACUAAAUUUUUUCUUUUUUUUUCAGUGUGGUGAAUUUAGUAGCAAUAACAUUGUUUCUGUGUGAUCUGUCUUUAAGCCACUUUAAUGUAAGAUGGCACAGUCUUAUGGUACCCAAUAAAAUGUCUUUUCAUUGAAUUUUAUUUUGCUAUCGAGUGGCUUGUAAAUAUCCGAGGAAACUUCUGAGAGGAAACUUGAAAUAAAGAAAAACAAAACAAAACAAGGACUGUAAUGCGUUGUGUGAUUUCCACUUAACGUGGGAUUACACGAAACCUAACAAAGUACAGGAAUCUAAUAAUAUUCAGCGAUGUAGGUGUUAUCUGUGGAAAAGACACAGCCACGCUAUAAGUUUCCAAUUUUUGUUCUGGUCCAUACAUCUACUUGUUCUCCUUGCCUACUAUAUAUGCUACACUCCACUUCAAAAAUGGGGGUAUUUAUACUGUAGAACACUGAAGUUUCAUGAAUAUGUUCAGAGCUUUCAGAGCUUUCUCUUCAUGUUUGAAAAUAUCAGUUUAUUUACGUUGAUUUGAACAAACUGAGUUACGCUAAGACUAGUUGCUCUAGUUUGAAGGGAUGAUGUGUCUUGCCAAGUUUAUUAAAGAAGCGAAUUCAUUCAUUCAUACUUGAAAUUUACAACUGUAAUGGAAAAAAAAAACUGUUUGUGUUAACAAAUUAAGUUGUUAUUAUUCAGUUGGUGCUGCAUGUUAAAAAUAAAUUUUGGAUUGCAUAAUUUA
Molecule: messenger RNA, 2127 nt
Organism: Hemibagrus wyckioides
Lineage: Eukaryota; Metazoa; Chordata; Actinopteri; Siluriformes; Bagridae
Product: immunoglobulin kappa light chain-like
Exons: 3
Coding region: 254-1207 (317 amino acids)
Biological process (GO): response to bacterium
Source: RefSeq, a predicted model, not a curated record